Messenger RNA from Dromaius novaehollandiae (emu), 2873 nucleotides. It is a transcript of the gene FJX1, whose product is annotated as four-jointed box kinase 1. NCBI's taxonomy places the organism in Eukaryota, Metazoa, Chordata, Aves, Casuariiformes, Dromaiidae. Gene Ontology annotation, biological process: cell-cell signaling. The transcript has a single exon. Bases 221 to 1510 code for a protein of 429 amino acids. The record is from RefSeq and is a predicted model, not a curated record.
ACGUGGUCUGGGCGCCCGUGCCUCCCGGCCGCCGGCGGGGCUGGGCGCACACAGCGCGGGUGCCGGGGGGCUCGUCGCGCCGCGCCGCGGCUUGCCUGCUCCCGCUGCCCGGGCGGCCGCCCCCGCCCGCCGCGCGGCCAUGCGCGAGUGCCGCGCCGAGCAGCCGAACGGGGCUGCACCGCCGCCGCGUCCCGCAGCAGCGGCGUGAAGCGGCGGCAGGAUGAAGCGGGCGAGCCGGGCCGCGCCGGGCUCCCUGGCCGCGCUCGGGCUCUUGCUGCUGGGCGCCCUGCUGGGGCUCUGGACGGCGCUUCUGCAGCGGGAGGCGGCGGCGCAGCGGGCGCCGGGGCCGCGGCUGCCCCCGGAGCCGCCCGGCCGGCGGCCGCCGCCGGGACCGUGGGGCUGGGGGCGCUCCCCGCCGGCGCGGGGCGAGUCCCGCGGCGGACAGAAAACUUUCCGGGCGCUGCUGGCGGUGCCGGGCCGUGAGGAGCGGGCGGCCGAAGGGCGGUCCGCCCCCGGCGGCUCGCCGCUGCCGGGAGCCGCCUCCCCGGUGCAGCGGGGCAUCUUCUGGAGCCGGGAGCUGGAGGAGCAGGUGCCGCCGGGCUUCGCGGCGGAGGAGGCGGCGGCGUGGCUGUCGGCCGCCCGCGCCGCCCGCGUGGCCUCGCUGGAGCGGGGCGCCUGCGGGCGCAGCUCCAACCGGCUGGCGCGGCUGUCGGACGGGAGCCGCGCCUGCGUCCGCUACGGCAUCAACCCGGAGCAGAUCCAGGGCGAGGCGCUCUCCUACCACCUGGCCGGGGUGCUGGGCAUGCAGGAGCGCCUGCCGCCCAUGGCGCUGUCCCUCGUGGAGACCCGCGGGCGGCAGUGGGAGCCGGUGCGGGAGGAGCUGCGCGGCUCGCACUGGGCCGAGGGCGCCGUGGUCAGCCUCACCCGCUGGGUGGACAACCUCACCGACGUGGUGGCCCCCGCGCCCUGGGGCGCCGAGGCGGGCGCUGCAACGGGCCGGCGGCUGCAGCCGCUCUCGGCGGGGGAGCUGGGCGCGCUGCCGCCUUCGCAGCUGGUGGAGCUGGUGCAGUGGAGCGACCUCAUCCUCUUCGACUACCUGACGGCCAACUUCGACCGCCUGGUGAGCAACCUCUUCAGCCUGCAGUGGGACCCGCGCGUCAUGCGCCGCGCCACCAGCAACCUGCUCCGCGCCCCCGACGGCGGGCUCGUCUUCAUGGACAACGAGGCGGGGCUGGUGCACGGCUACCGCCUCCUCGCCAUGUGGGACCCCUACAACGAGCCGCUGCUCCGCUCCGUCUGCGUCUUCCGCGAGGGCACGGCGCAGCGCGUCGCCGAGCUCCACCGCCGCCGCAGCGCCGCCGCCGAGCUGCGCCGGCGCUACCGGGCGCGGGAGCCGCUCUGGGCGCGCCUCGGCUUCCUCUCCGAGCGGCAGGCGGAGCUGCUGCAGGCCCGCGUCGACUUCGUGCACCGCCACAUCGCGCACUGCCGCGCCCAGGCCGCCGCGCUCUGAGGGGCCCCGGCGGGCGCCCGGCUCGGCAGCGGCGCCGGCCGUUACGGAGCGGCCGUUGGGGGGGCGCGCGGCCGUUACGGAGCGGCCGUUGGGGGGAAGGGGGGCGGAGGGGGGCGCGCGGCCGUUGCGGGUCGAGCCCGCGCGCGAAGGGCCGUCGCCGCGUGAGACGGCUGCCUGCCUUCAUUCGCGUUUUUUCCUCUUUUCUUUCUUUUUUAUUUCCUUUUCGUGUCGGGCGGCGUAGCUGGGUCCCCGGGACCAAGCUGUGGGUAGCUCGAGUCUCCUGCGCGCUUGCUUGCUCGCUCGCUCCCUGGCCGUGACCUGCAGGGGAGCUGAAUGUAGUUUGCAGAGUGCCUCUUCUAGGUAGCGGCCAAAAGGUUUGGACCCGCGUACACGGCCUUUGGUGCCUCAGUGUCGUUUCAAUACUUUGGCCUUGGGGUCUGAGCCUGCUGGGUGGGGAGUGCUCCCGCUCCGGUUGGCCCCCGAGAGCGCACUUUUUCCUCGCUGCAUCUGUCAAGUGUGGAUAGUAACUGCCUACCUUCCUCCCAGGGCUUUUCUGAGGAGCCAUUAAUUACUGUUUGUCAAGAUCUCUGAAGAUGCAAAGUGCCGUCAGUAUUAUAGCCGUCUUAGUUCCACACUGGGUCUCUGUUUCCAGAGGUUUUCGAAAAAGAAGAAAUUCUGCAUCUAAAGUAUUUUCCUAAACUCUUGGUGCACUUGCCCACAUAAAGAGACCCUGUAGGAAAGCUAUUGUCUUUAUCUGGAUUGGGGUCGACUACCUUUUCCUUCCAAAGGAGGCAGACAGAUACAUUUUUAUAUAUUCUUCCUUUUGCAACAAUGUAUUUAAAAAUGAAUAUUGAUAUUCAUAGACCAAGAACUGAUUGCACAAUAGGGGAGCCCUUGACUAGCAAAACUGCCCUGUUUAUGAAGCUUGUUUCCUAUUGAUUUUCUUUAACCAGAGUGAACUGUUCUGCUGGUUGUUAAGUUUGGUCAAUGAAAAGUGUAUAGAAAGCCCAUAUUCCCGUAGUUCUUAGUCUUUGUUGUGGGCACAUCUGGUUAAACUGUUUUGAUUCUUAAGUGUUUGUUUGUAGUCAUCAUCAUUUGAUUUGAUCAGUAAAAUAACUGACUAAUGGGUGACAGAAGAAAAUCUCCCAAGUUUUAGAGAUACUGCUAUGUACUAAGACUUUGACAGGAUAGUUAAAGUGGAGAAAAAACUGUUUCAUGCACUUUACUUUGACUUUUUAAUUUUUUUAUAAAAAAGACCUUUUUAUUUUACAAAUCUGCCUUUUAUGUACAUUAUAUAUGUUCAUAAGCUUUUCUGUAACAUACUAAAGAAACUGAUAUUUCAGUAAAGUGUGUUAAUGUUUUA